Emiliania huxleyi CCMP1516 is the source of this 951-nucleotide messenger RNA. RefSeq lists its product as hypothetical. Gene Ontology annotation, molecular function: GTPase activity; GTP binding. NCBI's taxonomy places the organism in Eukaryota, Haptophyta, Isochrysidales, Noelaerhabdaceae. The transcript has 5 exons. The record is from RefSeq and is a predicted model, not a curated record. The coding region runs from base 1 to 852 and encodes 283 amino acids.
AUGCCGGCGCAGCGCACCGUUCCUACCAGCUCGCAGUCACGAAACAGCGAGAGCGGCGCGCCGGCCGCGGCGGCGAGCGCGCCGCCGCUCCGGCCACUCAUCAAGGUCGCUCUGCUCGGCGACAGCCAGGUCGGCAAGACGUCACUGAUGAACCGGUUCAUCGAGGGCACGUUCGACGACACGGAGCUGCAGACGCAGGGCGUCAACUUCAUGGAGAAGACGGUCAGCAUCCGCGGGCACGAGGUCACGUUUUCGAUCUGGGACAUCGGAGGCCACAAAGACUUUGAGUCGAUGCUGCCGCUCGCGUGCAACGACGCGGCGGCGAUGCUGCUGCUUUUCGACCUCUCCAAGCCGGAGACGCUCGACCGGAUCCGGGUCUGGCACCAGAAGGCACGAGAGCGAAACAAGUUCGCUACGCCCGUCCUGGUCGGCUGCAAGUUUGACCUCAUGCUCGAGGCGCCGCUGGAGGAGCAGCGGCACAUUGUGCAGAUGAGCCACCAGUUCGCAAAGGCCAUCAACGCGCCGCUCGUCUUUUGCGCGCCGUCGGUGCCGAUCAACGUGACCAACGUCUUCAAGGUCAUCCUCAUCUCUCUCUUCGGCCUCGAGCCCGCAGUCCCGCAGCUCACCCGGCUGGGCGAGCCCCUCCUCCUCUACGCCGGAGGCGAGCUCGACCUCGACUCGGUGGCGGAGCCGCCGCCGCCGCUGCUGCCGCGCAGCAAUGGUGGCGCCUCACCCCUCGCCGAUGUCGCCGGCAUGGCGCCCGCUUCGCUCCGCUCGAACUCGUUCGGCGGCGGGCACGCCGGCGCAGAAAAGACGUGGGGCGCCUCGUCGGGCGCGUCUCUUGGCGUGUGAGAGUGUGUGUCCUGAGAGUGUCACAGUCACCUGGGAGCUUAUGACCUGGGAACUAUAUGUGUAUGUCAGUGCGCCUAUGCUCAUGUCACAUGUGUGGUC